ACAUACACGAGCCGUGUCGCUCUCGCUUAGACAAACUAAUCUUUUGAUCUUCUGAGGUCUCAGCGUCUUCCGUCUGAAGGUUCGUCGGGGUAAUGGAGGUUUUUAUGAAACUAUGCAAAAUCCUUUGUUUAAUGCUCACGUUGCCGCUGUGGAUACUGGAGCAGCUCGGCUUGUACGGUUUAUACAAACGGGUGUUUCCUUUCCUCGCCUACAACAUAACAUUUUCAUACAAUGACAAAAUGCACAAAGUGAAGCGAAACCUUUUCCGUAACAUCCACAACUUCACCAAUAAGGACCACACUCUACGACUGCUGGAGAUCGGCUGUGGGAGCGGGGCAAACUUCCCCUUCUAUCCGGGGGGCUGCACCGUGACCUGCACCGACCCCAACCCGCACUUUGAGCGGUACUUGAGGAGGAGCAUGGAGGCGAACACGCACCUGACAUACGAGGCGUUCUUAGUCAUGUCCGGUGAGGACAUGACGGGGGUCGCCGACCAGAGCAUGGACGUUGUGGUCUGCACGCUGGUCCUCUGCUCGGUCCGGGACGUCCGACGGGUCCUGGAGGAGACGCAACGCAUCCUCAGACCGGGCGGGGCCUUCUACUUCAUGGAGCACGUGGCCUCGGCCCGCGGGUCGUGGACCUUCUUCUUCCAGUACGCACUGCAGCCGGCCUGGUACUACCUGGGGGACGGCUGUGUGACCACCAGGGAGACGUGGAAGGACCUGGAGGCCGCCGGCUUCUCCUCGCUCCACCUCUCACACGUGGAGGCCCCGCAGGUCACCUACACCAUCAGGCCGCACGUCCUGGGCUGGGCCGUCAAGUGAGGACGGGUGGGUCAGGACCUUAACCUACUGGUUACGGUUACAGAUUGAGGAGCCACACCCGGCCUAUUUGACAGAAAAUAUAUUUUAUUUGCUUACAGGAUCGGAAAGUCAUCGUUUGCUUUUUUAACCUCACUGGAACAAAACACAAAAG
This is a messenger RNA of Gadus morhua (Atlantic cod), 975 nucleotides long. Its product is annotated as methyltransferase-like protein 7A. Gene Ontology annotation, molecular function: S-adenosylmethionine-dependent methyltransferase activity. Lineage: Eukaryota; Metazoa; Chordata; Actinopteri; Gadiformes; Gadidae. The transcript has 2 exons. Bases 93 to 824 code for a protein of 243 amino acids. The record is from RefSeq and is a predicted model, not a curated record.